ACAAGGAAGCGGACGUACUAAGGUAACAGGAAGGAGAUAACAAAGCCAGCUAGGAUAAGCAGCAAAACAAACAACCUGCGUUACCCGUCAACGGGACAGUUAAACUAUCCACCUCGUUUUGACGGGUUAAUGUUCAUGCAGGAGGACAGGCUGCUGUCAUGUUGACCGUGGAAGAGCUUCCUUCCUGCAGGCUGAAGAUGUCGGUGGGACUCGCUAGUUCCGCCUGAGCUCAGCUGCUGCUUCACAAGCUGCUGUCGGACACUCAGCCCGGGAGGAUGCAGGGCGUGUCUCAGGACCCCUCACGUGGUGCAGGGGAAGUGGGGGAGCUGGCACACACAUUAUCCAAAGAGACCCCCGGGUCUCCAGAUGCCUCUGAGUUGGGGAGCCCACGGUGCACACAAAACUUUGACCUCCUCAACAUGGUUGUGUCCUAUAAGAGGAUGGCUCUGUUUCUAGAACCAGCUGCAGAUGUUGUGGAGGUGACCCGCUUCCUGCUCGGAUGGAAGAUGCCCCUUUGCUCUCUUUUUGUCUGUUUGUUCCUAAAUGUCUUCUUCUGCACUAUCACUGAAGUGGGUUGGAUCACAGUGGGCGUGGUGUCGGUGGCGUUGCCUGCUGCCCUGGGUUACCUGCAGGACAGGUGUGGGGGCAGAGCUUCAGAUUCAGAGCUUCACAAGAUGCGCUAUCACGCCGUGCACCGCAGGGACCUGCAGACGGUGCAUCUCACCAAACAGGAGGCCAUGCUGGAAGUCAAAGACCUGUUGAAGCACUUGGAUGACAUGCUGUCCUCUGCCUGCCUGUCAGCAGAAACCUUUUACAGAGUCCUGUACUGGGACGAUCACACUACGUCAUCAAGGUUCUAUGGAGCGAUGUUGAUGUUGGCGUGCCUGCUGUACGCGGCUCCCCUGGGCUGGGUGCUCGCUGGGCUCAACAGCGCCAUCUUCCUGUGGAACAGAGACUUCUGCAGAGUGUUGUUGGACAUCAGAAAACUGCUCUGCUUGGGCCAGGCCUCAGAGGGAAAGUGUGAAGAACAAGAACACGGUAACUUGUUGGAUCGGACCCCCACACCAACUACUCUGGAGGACCUGACUCCUGGCAGUGUGGAGGAAGCUGAGGAAGCAGAGCCUGAUGAUGAGUUUAAGGAUGCCAUUGAGGAACACUCAGUUUCCCUGCAGGAAACCCCUCUGGUCUUAGUGGAGGAUGAUGACGGGCCUCUGGGAGCUCCAGAGUAUGACACCAUCUCUGAAAAUGGUCUCUUGAGCCGCAACGAGCCAAUACGCAGCAAGGUGUCUAAACUGACUGAGAAACUGCGCAAACGCUACCCCACCACCUGCACAGGCAACUGUUCUAGCUGCAAUGCUGUCUUCUCUGUGCUGAAGAAAAGGAGGAGCUGUAGUAACUGUGGCAACAGCUUCUGUUCCCGUUGCUGUUCCUUCAAGGUGCUGAGAUCUUGCAUGGGAGCUACAGGUGAGAAGGGAAAAUCUCCAGAGGCCCAGAGAGAGACUGUGUUUGUUUGUGCUGCCUGUAAUUCCUCUCUCAUCAAGUUACAAUGAGAUGUCAGUCUCCCAGUGGUCGGCUGGAAGCCAUGCACUGUUUGCCCCCCCCCCCGAGCCCUCCUCCAAGUUACUGAAACCCUAAUGCCUUUAUUUUCAAGUUAAGGCACUCAUAUUUGUCAAGGAACCCCCUUUUGCCCAUCAGCAGUUCCACCCCUUCUUAGCUGCUUGUGUUGCUUAUGGGACAUUUUCUGUAAUAUGUUGUAAAAUGUUCACUGUAAAUGGCAAACUGGACCUUUAUGAAUCAAUGAAACUUGCUACAGAGCACAAUGGCUGCAAAAUCAAAUGACGCUUCCCUUUGCUGAGCAGAGGGAAGUGCAGAGCGGAGGCCAGAAUUGGGCUAGUGGUGUAGGGUUGAUAGGCUGAUAAUGGGUUCGCUUUUAGAUGCUUUGCCUCGCCACAGAGUUACUUCCACUCGAAUGUUGAUAUCUUCAGCCCUUUGUAGCAGUUUAACUUUACUGUAAUUAUGGGGGAGACUUUUCUCUAUGAACAAGGCUAAGGCUAGCGGGAUGCAUGUGUCAGUGUGAGCAAAGUCUGAAUGUGGUCUGUUCAGAUGAACAAAAUAAUGGGCUGUACGAGCAAAUGAAGCUCAAUAUUUGGUUUUAAUUGUGUGUGCUGUCCAUCAAUGCACUUUCACUUUCAUCAACAUAGUCAUGGGAUUAUUUUCUUGGUAUCAGUUAGAGGAGCUUACAACACAUACAAGGAAUAAAUAUGGCAUGCCAUAAAACUAAGGCUGGAUGACAAUUGUAUAUCACAGUAUUUUUGACCAAAUAACUAUAAAUAUUGUGAUGAUAUUAUAGGAUUAACCAUCAAUGCUCUCACAAAAUGUUUAAACAAUGAGCAUAUUGAUCAAUAAUCAUCAGUAAUGUUAAUUUAAUGACCAAGUGGGCAAAGGCAAAUAAAAAAAACUAGUUGGUAAAUUCAGAUCAUUAGAUCAGAUCAGCUGUAAUGCAACCUUUAAAAAGGGAAAUGACAAAGCUCUAAUUAAUAUGUAUUAAUAUAUUGCCCAGCCUGACAUACAAUAAUGGUCAAUCUAUGGUGGUAAACUGAAAUUGCAUGGCCUGCAGGAGUGAAUCACAUAACUUUGGUGACAAGUUGCCAGUGACUAGGUUGUGAUGUUGUUAAGUGGUCCAGCUUGGUCUACUUGUAACGAUUGAAUUGGAGCUUCAUUUUGGUCAUCAUUUUCGCUGCAAUGUCAUGUCAGAUUUUGGGGGUAUAGCAGCAUCCUUUAAGUCAAAACUGCUCGAAGAUCCAUUAACCUUGGGCUUUUCCUCCAACCGGAUAAAAGUCGACCCAACUGGAUUGAAGUUGAAUAAACGGACUGAGCAGCCAGCUGAAAUCAUCGUGAGGCCUCACACUCUUGAAAGCGGGACUUAAAAGAAUUGAUGUGGAGGCGUUAUUACCCAAAAUGCAGAUUGUGGUUAAAAAUGUUUUAAUCAUGAUGCAGACACAGAUGAUUGUAAGAGUUUGCUUUGCUUUUAUUGUAAUCAUAAAAAUUGUUACUAUACAUUGUUCUACUAUAUCUAAUAUAUAUUUAAUUUAAAGCUCCAGAAAGUGCAAGUUAUUAUUUGACCUAAUGAUUAAGUAUGUAUAUAUUGCCCUUAUUUUAUGGAUGAGAUGUCAUUAUUAAAAAAUAAAGUCUGUGAUGAUUUCAAUAAGGUAA
Eleginops maclovinus (Patagonian blennie) is the source of this 3213-nucleotide messenger RNA. RefSeq names its product zinc finger, FYVE domain containing 27 (gene zfyve27). Lineage: Eukaryota; Metazoa; Chordata; Actinopteri; Perciformes; Eleginopidae. Gene Ontology annotation, biological process: endoplasmic reticulum tubular network formation; protein localization to plasma membrane; vesicle-mediated transport. Gene Ontology annotation, molecular function: metal ion binding. Bases 276 to 1550 code for a protein of 424 amino acids. The transcript is spliced from 14 exons. The record is from RefSeq and is a predicted model, not a curated record. Gene Ontology annotation, cellular component: endoplasmic reticulum tubular network; growth cone membrane.